AUGGGCGCGACAUGCGACAUGUUCCUUUCUAGAUCGUGGAAGAGACUAGGAUUGAAAUCUAUCCAGCCUAGCCGAACUUCACUCCUUUUCUUUACACAAAUCUCACGCAAACUGCGCCAACAGCCUACUACUAAUAGUAUCUCGAAAGUGGCCUUGUCAAGAAAUGUGUUUCCAACAUCACUAUUUGAAUACACCGCUGGUCGGUGGCUUCACCUUGAUAAACAACAGCGCGACGCGCGGUAUAUCAAGUUUAAUAUGGACCGCCUACUUGAGAAAGUACUUUCACUCCGGCCCUCUGCUACCUCGGUUACAAGUUGCCAAAAGAUAGAAGGCGGGUUUAGUAAAGCAUUCAUUAUCGAAACCGAUGAUGGCAGAUGUGCCGUCGCUAAACUCCCUACUUCCGCUGCUGGACCAGCAAGACAUGUGACGAACUCUGAAGUUGCAACAAUUACUUAUUUGCAACAGAAAACCAAAAUACCAAUCCCAGCUAUCCUAGACUGGAGUGAUGACCCCACCAACCCCAUAGGCUCAGCAUAUAUUAUCAUGGAACAUGCUGGCGGUGUUCUACUACAGGAAGCAUGGACAGAUAUGCCGUCAGAUAAGAAAGUAAAGUGUAUCGGUGCAAUCUGUACGAGUAUUCUGCCAAUAUCAGAACUUGACUUUCCGGCAUAUGGCAGCCUUUAUUUUGCUGGCGCAUCGUUUCUUGAUGCUAGUGCCGUGCGAAAAUUGCAUAAUGAUCUCAAAUACUGCAUUGGGCCACAUUGCAGAAGUAGUACCUACUGGGAUUGUAAUGUCGGUGAACCAAGAUAUUACGCAUUCAAGGGGCCUAAUAGAGGGCCAUGGCAUGACCUUUCCUCAUAUGCAACUGCUUUGAUCGAUUCCGGCCUUGCGAGGCUGCCACCAGCUGACCAUCCUAUUCUCUGCCAGCAGCAAUCAUCCUUUCAAGGCUCCGUUCACCGGCAUCUAGAGCUACUCAAAGUGGGUCAGACCGUCUUCUCGGAGCUGCUACAGCAUCCUGAUAUCCGAUCAAAUGCAAAACCGACCCUCUUCCAUCCCGAUCUACACAAGAGAAACAUCUUCAUCUCCAAGGACGACCCCACCAUCGUGACUGGGAUUAUCGAUUGGCAAUGCGCCAGUGUUGAACCAGCCUUCUACUAUGCAGACGAGGUACCUGAUUUCGCCAAGGUUCCUCCUGAGGGAACGUUGGAGUCCGAUGAAGGAACUCUUUGCAGCCAGGCAUAUGAAUUAGGAUGGGCGCUUCUGGCUCCCCGGCUAGGAACAACCAGAAAGAUUAAUGAAACACUCCUCCGGCCAUUCCACUAUUGCCACCGGACGUGGAGAGAUGGGUUUGUACCAUUCACCCAUGAAUUGAUCCAGCUGAGAGACGCAUGGAAAGAGCUUGGUUUUGAGAAAGACUGUCCUAUCCCGCCCUUGAGCCCAGAGGAGAUGAGCUUCUACAAGGAACAGCUUGGUAUAUACGAUGGGUUAUUGGAGUUCAGGCAGGAUAUGGUCGAAACCCUAGGGGUGGAGGGGGAUGGGUGGGUGUCUGAGGAUCGUUGGGAGGGAGUGAAAAAAGCCCAUCAGUAUUUUUAUGAGACCAUAAUGGCGGCUAUGGAGAAUGAUAAGGACCGCGAGGAACUAAGGACAAUGUGGCCGUUUGAUCAAUGUCAACCUCGAGAAUGA
Messenger RNA from Uncinocarpus reesii 1704, 1683 nucleotides. RefSeq lists its product as uncharacterized. The coding region runs from base 1 to 1683 and encodes 560 amino acids. The transcript is spliced from 4 exons. Gene Ontology annotation, cellular component: mitochondrion. NCBI's taxonomy places the organism in Eukaryota, Fungi, Ascomycota, Eurotiomycetes, Onygenales, Onygenaceae. The record is from RefSeq and is a predicted model, not a curated record.